Limulus polyphemus (Atlantic horseshoe crab) is the source of this 1651-nucleotide messenger RNA. RefSeq names its product serine-rich adhesin for platelets-like. The transcript is spliced from 3 exons. The annotation marks the transcript as partial. The record is from RefSeq and is a predicted model, not a curated record. Lineage: Eukaryota; Metazoa; Arthropoda; Merostomata; Xiphosura; Limulidae.
GAAAAUAAUACACUAUUUUUAUGUUUGUGAAUAUAAUUCACUAUUGUAUGUUCGUUUAUAAAGGCGACACAACCUUCAAUGUCAAACAACCAGGUCAAAACCAGCACAUCAUCGCCCCCUAUACCUUCAUCCAACACAACAACAACCUCUAAUGACAUCAUAGAGACCACUUCCAUCAAAUGCAAAGACGAUUUCUCUACCGAAUUAACAAAGAGCACUACGAACGAUAAGAAGCAACUAACAUCAGUCCCUCAACAACAAACCAGCACAUCAUCGCCCCAUAUACCUUCAUUCAGCACAACUUCUAAUGACAUCGUAGAGACCACUUCCGUCAAAUUCCAAGACAAAUUGUCUACCGAGUUAACAAAGAGCACCACUAACAACAAGAAGCAGCUAACCUCAAUACCUCAACAACAAACCAGCACAUCAUCGCCCCCUAUAUCUUCAUCCAGCACAACAACAACCUCUAAAGACAUCGUAGAGACCAUUUCCACCAAAUUCUCUACCGAGUUAACAAAGAGCACCACUAACGAAAAGAAGCAACUAAACUCAAUCCCUCAACAACAAAUCAGCACAUCAUCGCCCUCUAUACCUUCAUCCAGCACAACAACAACUUAUAAUGACAUCGUAGAGAUCACUUCCAUGAAAUUCUCUACCGAGUUAACAAAGAGCACCACUAACGAAAAGAAGCAACUAAACUCAAUCCCUCAACAACAAAUCACCACAUCAUCGCCCUCUAUACCUUCAUCCAGCACAAUAACAACUUAUAAUGACAUCGUAGAGAUCACUUCCAUCAAAUUCCAAGACAAAGUGUCUACCGAGUUAACAAAGAGCACCACUAACGACAAGAAGCAACUAACCUCAAUCCCUCAACAACAAACCAGCACAUCAUCGCCCCCUAUACCUUCAUCCAGCACAACAACAACCUCUAAUGACAUCGUAGAGACCACUUCCAUCAAGUUCCAAGACAAAGUGUCUACCGAGUUAACAAAGAGCACCACUAACGACAAGAAACAACUAACCACAUCAUCGCCCCCUACAUCUUCAUCCAGCACAACUUCUAAUGACAUUGUAGAGACCACUUCCAUCAAGUUCCAAGACAAAGUGUCCACCGAGUUAACAAAGAGCACCACUAACGACAAGAAGCAACUAACCUUAAUCCUUCAACAACAAACCAGCACAUCAUCGCCCCCUAUACCUUCAUCUAGCACAACUUCUAAUGACAUUGUAGAGACCACUUCCAUCAAAUUCCAAGACAAAGUGUCCACCGAGUUAACAAAGAGCACCGCUAACGACAAGAAGCAACUAACAUCAAUCCCUCAACAACAAAAUGGCGACGUUGGGACCUUUGCUCAAGAUAGGCUCAACACGCAGGAAGCAGGAUCCCCAUCCAACCACACUGCCUGCACGAGAAUUGCUGUUCUUCAGAAUUCGGAUAGUGUCAGUAGUGUUAAGAAAACAGAUUUUCCUUGCAAAAAGCUAGAAACGUUGUAUAAAGCGGAUGUUCCAGGCACGAGCUCGAAGGCAACCAGUAGGAAUGAAAAUCAUAACAACAGUUUGCCUGAAGGGUUCAGUAGUGGUAGCAGCGCCAUCUGGACUCGAAACAGUAAAGCGGUUCCGACUAAAAAGAAGUCAUUGGAAGAAACGGAAA